Molecule: messenger RNA, 2424 nt
Organism: Salarias fasciatus (jewelled blenny)
Lineage: Eukaryota; Metazoa; Chordata; Actinopteri; Blenniiformes; Blenniidae
Product: peptidase M20 domain-containing protein 2
Exons: 7
Coding region: 581-1855 (424 amino acids)
Molecular function (GO): dipeptidase activity
Source: RefSeq, a predicted model, not a curated record
GUGUUACACAUCUAAAUGUGAUACCAGGAAAUUAAAGUUUGUGUCAUUUACAUCUUUUAAUCUUAAACCCAGAUGUCUCCAGUGAACAACAAAAACAAAGGAAUGGGCCUCGUUCCAAAGGUUUUGGAGGUGACUGUAUGGAACUACACUACUUUUAGUGUCAAAAAGGUUUGUUUUUAAACGACAUAAGAUCGUGAUAAUUGUCAGUUUUUUAUUAAUUUGAUGAAGUUAAUUAAGAAAAUGGAUACUGUGAAGAUAAACAGCAGAAAUGUGGUUUUUAAUUGAUUUUCCGGCUGUAAAGCUUUGAACGUGUUCGCAGCAGGUGCUGCUGCUGUAGCAAGCGCAUCGACUGACGGAGUUUACCGAAGUUUCCCGAGCUCACCGGAGCGUACCGAAGCUUGCCGAUAUUUGCCGAGACUUGCCGAAGUGUAACAGAGUUCAAUCGAGUUUACCGGAGUGCAGCGGAGUGAGUUUAUUGUACUGUUCCAGGAGUGUCUUUAUUGUCGUGUGUCGGCAGAGUGUUUAUCGGAGCGUGACUCGCAGCAGAGCCGCCUCGCAGCGCCCUGAAAGCGGGUCCAGGAUGAGCGAGCGUCCGGAGCCGCUGCUGGAGCUCAAGCAGCAGGUGAGCUGCAGCAUCGACGGAGCCGCGGACAGGCUGCACCGCCUCAGCCGGGACAUCUGGAGCCGCCCGGAGCUGGCUUACCGGGAGACCGAGGCUCACGAGCGGCUGGCGGCGUUCUUCAGCGAGGAGGGCGGCUGGACGGUGGAGCGCCGCUUCAAGCUGGACACCGCCUUCCGCGCGCGAUGGCGGAGCGGCGGCGGCGGCGAGCGGCGGGCCGCCGUCACCGUGGGCUUCCUGUGUGAGUACGACGCGCUGCCCGGCAUCGGACACGCCUGUGGACACAACCUGAUCGCGGAGGUCGGAGCUGCUGCGGCCGUGGGGCUCCGGGCGGCGCUGGAGGACGCUGCCCGGCGGCGGGAGCAGGAGGGCUCCGGCCCGCCGGACACCGUGGAGGUGGUGGUGUUGGGGACACCUGCCGAGGAGGACGGCGGAGGGAAGAUUGACCUGAUCGGGGAGGGGGCCUUUGAUGACAUGGACGUGGUGUUCAUGGCCCACCCGCUGCAGUACGACGCCCAGCACCUGCCGCUGGUCGCCGAGCACGAUGUGAGCAUCAAGUACCAUGGGAAGGCCUCCCACGCCUCCGCCUACCCCUGGGAGGGCGUCAACGCUCUGGACGCCGCCGUGCUGUGCUACAGCAGCCUGUCUGCGCUGCGGCAGCAGAUGAAGCCGGACUGGAGAGUUCAUGGGAUCAUCAAGCACGGAGGAGAGAAGCCCAACAUCAUCCCCGCCUUCACGCAGCUGGAGUACUACCUGAGAGCGCCGUGCCGGGCGGAGCUGUCCGUGCUGAAGGAGAAGGCUGAAGGCUGCUUCCGAGCCGCCGCCGUGGCCACCGGCUGCACGGUGGAAGUGGAGUACGCCAAGAACGCUUUCGACAACCUGCUGCGCAACCGGACGCUGGAGGAGCUGUACGCCGCCAACGGGAAGGCUCUGGGCAUGGAGUUCACCACGGACAAAGAAGUGCUCAGUAACGCCUCUGGCUCCACAGACUUCGGAAACGUGUCGUUUGUCGUUCCGGGCAUCCACCCGUACUUCUACAUCGGCUCCAAGGCUCUGAACCACACGGAGGAGUACACCGCGGCGUCAGGGGACGACGCGGCUCAGUUCUUCACCCUGAGGACGGCCAAGGCUCUGGCCAUGACGGCGCUGGACCUGCUGCUGAGGCCAGAGCUGCUGCAGAAGGUCAAGCAGGAGUUCAGCCAGGCCAAGGUGGCGGAGGAGGAGAGGCUGAGGUGAGGCAGGCCCUCACACCACUUCAACCUGCUGGAGCAGAGGAGAACCACGUCUUAACAGAUAAUCUCGUAGUUUUUGUGAUUGCGCCUAAAAAAUGGAGAAAAUUCACGAAGAACUGCUCAAAUUAAACUCAAUAAACUGGACUGUAUCAGAAGACGUCUGACUGAAUUUGACCUUUGAGUGUCUUUAUCUGUUUGUUUUUUUUUAACUGGACUUUGUACAGUUUCCUGGAAAAUGCAGUAUGAAUAACCGUGGGUUGAGUUUCCCUGGGUGUCGACUGGCAGGCUCACACACCUUCAGUACCCAGCUCCUUUAAGCCCAGUUCAUCCAGCUGUGAUCGCAGGGCGCCCCGACCAAUCACAGCUGACCGCAGGGGAAGGCAGGGGACACCUGAGGAGAGGACAGGUGGGGACAGGGACACCUGGACAGGUCAGCAGUCCGUCACAGGACAAACAUCGAGACAGGCAGGACAGGGUCUCUCUGGACCAGGCCUUUGUGGGCAAAGUUUGCAUGUUCUCUCUUUUAUCAGUCGAAUCAAUACUGAAUUUAUUGAUAUAUAAUUUUACAGCAGG